This is a messenger RNA of Dreissena polymorpha, 2963 nucleotides long. RefSeq names its product hemicentin-2-like. The coding region runs from base 1001 to 2137 and encodes 378 amino acids. Gene Ontology annotation, cellular component: cell-cell junction. Gene Ontology annotation, biological process: cell-cell adhesion. The record is from RefSeq and is a predicted model, not a curated record. Gene Ontology annotation, molecular function: cell adhesion molecule binding. The transcript has 10 exons. NCBI's taxonomy places the organism in Eukaryota, Metazoa, Mollusca, Bivalvia, Myida, Dreissenidae.
UAUCAAAACCAACCAUAUACAACGAAGGACAUCGGACAGAAAUAGACACAAUCACGGUUAUACGAGGGCAAUCUGUCCAUUUACAAUGUAACAGCAUUUCUAAUCCACCACCAACGUAUAUGUGGUCAAUGCAAGGUGAAGUCAGUGCGCAAGGAACAUUUAUGAAUCAAACUAUCGAAAACGAUAGCGUCGUCGUCUGCAAUUCAAGCAAUUGCAUGGAUCCUACUGGAAAUACAGUAGUCUGUACGUCUAGAUUGGCGUACUUAAACAUUUCAACUUAUUUUCCACCGGACAAGCCUGUGCUUCGAUUAACUGCGUGUGGUAGUUCAGUGGUUUCAACAAGGACUGUUAAAAUAAUCGAAGGACAAUCCGUUGAUGUGUUGUGCACAUCUGUCAGCAACCCAGAGCCGAUAUAUAACUGGGCCUCAAGUAUUAUUCGACCUGGAAACAUAUUGUCCCUGGAAAAUGUGACUGCGAGUCAAAAUGGCACAUAUUCAUGCACAGCUACGAAUGAUAUGAACACCAUCUUUCACGGUGUGGUUAAAGGAACAAAUACGUCAGUGUUUUAUCUUGAAGUCCUAUUGCCUCCAAGAGUUCAUCAAAUGGUAAACUUGACAGUACUUUUGGACGCCAACCUGUCAGUUGUGUGUCCGUUCACUGUUGGCAAUCCUCCGUCAACAACUAUUGAGUGGAUUCGUGAAAAUAUGACACGUUCUUUAGGGCCAUCCGUAUCUAUAACAGGCAUCAAACUCACUGAUGAGGGGAGAUAUACAUGUGCAGCGUCUAAUACGAUGGAUCCUACUAAUUGCAAUUCACAAAAUGGUUAUUCUAGAACAAGUUUCCACUUAGAUGUACAGUAUGCUUCUAAGAUAACGAAAUAUUUUGCCAGUGGUUUGGAGAAUCAAAAUGUAACUUCUGUGAACGAUACGAGCAUGUGCAACUCGUGUGUGAGUUUGACAGUGACCCAGUAGCAAACAUAUCGAUAGUGAAUGGAACACGAAUGCUAGAGACAGGGCAAACUAAUACACUUAUCGCCUCCAUUUCCCACGCUCGAUGUGAAUACGAUGCGACGGUCUACAGGUGCCAGGGUGGCAGCAUACAUUCUACAGAGACGCAAGAACGCGAGCUAGAAGUCUUCAUUAAAUGUGCACCAAGACCAUCCCCAUUCUAUCCACCUGUCACUAACAUCUCGAGGACACUAAACGGAUCUGCGGUGCUGACGUUUACAAUAAAGGCGUACCCUAAACCGGAUAUAUCUGCGUACUCGUGGUACAGGCUAAAUGACUCAACUUGGGCAUCCAUUACGGAUGUGAACUCUGUGCAAAGCGUUUCAGCAGAUGGUCUGCAAACUAAUCUGUCUAUCCCCAGAUUACAGACCGAAGAUUUCGGACGAUAUAGGGUCACAGUUUUUAAUGAACUUGGAAAUGCCACACAGGAGUAUGAGCUACGAGCGCAUGACAAACCUGAAACGCCCAAAAAGCUCCAUGUCAAAGAAGGUUCCUUGGGUGUGGAUUCCUUUACAGUUGAAUGGGAACCAGGUUACCACGGUGGUGAAGACCAGACAUUUGUUAUUCUAUAUAAAGCGAAGCAGUCCGCAUUGCAGUGGACUGACGUGAAUGUGUCAUCUAAUACUUUGAAUUAUUCAAUUGUUGGGUUAAAGUCGGGGACAACAUAUUUGAUUAAAAUGUUUGCAAUAAACAUCGCCGGGAAAUCAGAAGAGACAGACGUCGUUACAGCUAGAACACACGUAAUUUUGGCUGAUUCUCCAUCUCUGUUAACAGCAGUUUCUAUCGGAACGACUGUAGGUGGGAUUUUCUGUAUAACGUUAUCAGCUGUCGGUGUGUGGUGUAUGAUGAAACGAAAACAUCAAAAACAACAACCGGUCGUCAUGCAAUACGAAGACCUUAUCGGACAAAGGGGACAUGACGAAACUUUUAAUACAAACGCAAGUUAUGAAAUCUGCGAAUUUGAUUCCAGACCGGAAAACAAAUACGAAGCUCUCGAAGAAACUUCUCUGCGCGAGUAUUCGAUUCUUUCACUAGACAACACACAACGCAAGAACACAGAGAGCGCUGCUAAUGCGUCUUUGUCAUCAUCGACAGCCGAUAAAGAAUACGAAAAUCUGAGACUAACUUAAAACAAACACACGAUUAUCAAUGUUAGUUGUUUUGUUUUCGACAUCAGUAUAUUGCAUGAAUAAAUAAAACUGUAAACAAACAGUUAAAGGGCAUAACGUCAACCUGUUGAAACAAACUUUAAGAAGAAAACGUGUGCAAUUAGCUGCUUUUUGUUUAUGCUUACAUAGGCUGUGAUUCAACUUCAUGGAAUUUCGGCAUCGGUAAAAAGUCAGUCUUUCGAAUAUUUAUAAAACCGGUUCCUAUCAUAAAGUCAUGUGCUAGUUCAAUCCUCCUUCCAAACAAGUCUCAACAGGAAAUAUCACAUCUUGGCCAAAGCUUGAUGGUGGAUCUGUUUGAUGGCAAGUCAAAUAUUCAUAAAAAAAAUGUUAAUGAACAGUAAAUUCAAACAAGACAUUCAUGAUUGCAUAGUCACUUGCCUGUAGUGGUGCAACAUUAAAUUGAUUUAUCAAAUAUAUCAUGAUCUUAAUGCCUCAGAUAACAAUGCAUCUAUAGCAAACUCAUUUCUUUAUUACUGGCAGUAUGGUAGACAUUUAUUUUUAAGUUUCAUGAAAUUCCAUACAAAAGUUACUGAGAACAGCUAAGAAAAGUGUGACAGACCCCAGUUCAGACAGUCAGAAUAAUAGACGGAAUGAAAAUACCAAACAAUAUCAUUAUCACAAGCUUACUCCAACAUUAUAUAUAAUUGUUCUUACCCUUAAAACAUCUUCUGUGCUUCAUUCUCAUAAGUGUCUGAAACAAAGUAGUACUUGUUAGUGUUACUUAUUGUUUUUCAGCAAAUUGUCAUUGUUCAUUGCCUAACAAGUUCAAAUAUAAAUAUCAAGUAAA